Molecule: messenger RNA, 3387 nt
Organism: Kazachstania africana CBS 2517
Lineage: Eukaryota; Fungi; Ascomycota; Saccharomycetes; Saccharomycetales; Saccharomycetaceae
Gene: LAM4
Product: Lam4p
Exons: 1
Coding region: 1-3387 (1128 amino acids)
Biological process (GO): intracellular sterol transport
Cellular component (GO): plasma membrane; mitochondrion; cortical endoplasmic reticulum
Molecular function (GO): sterol binding; sterol transfer activity
Source: RefSeq, a predicted model, not a curated record
AUGGCUAAAGGCAAAAAUAACUCUUUCCAUCACCACAAAAGAAAAGCUUUUCUGAAAGCCCUUGGCAUAAAACAUGACAAGGACAAGGUACGAUCUAAGGGAAAAGAUAUAAGAACGGUUCCAAUGGAGAGAAGUGCCGGUAUAUUUACUGAUAUACCCAUACCGGAUGUUCAUGAAACUUCACAUACUAAUGAUAUGGAAGUCUUGAGAGAUUAUAACAUGUCAAAUUUUAACACUAAAGGCUAUUUCAAUAUCCCCAUCAAGAUAGAAUUGGAUAAAAAUAACAGUCUAAGUAGGACAACGUCGUUAAAAUCUACGUCCAAAAAUCCCAGCGCCAAACAGGAAGCAGAAACUAGGAUUGCCACUACCAAUGCAGGUGGAACUUACCAGAACAUUUUUGGGACUUUUUUCACCAAGACACAAAAUGGACAGGAGUCGUCUGGACAGACCCGUGAAGGAACAAAAAUGGGUAACGGUAAUCUGCUCUUGGAUACCGUUGCAAGAGAUACAUUGUUAACUUCCAAAGAGGAUCCCACACAUUCUAGUAUGAGAGAAGACAGUAAGAGUAGGCCCACAACAUUGACGCCAUCAAAAUUAUUGAAUUCGUCAGAAAGUGAUUUGACAAAAGUACUGACAGAGUCUAAAAGAAUUGGCUCUGCUGCUGCUGCUGCUGAUGAUGAUGAUAAUGAUGAUGUUCUACCUCAUAGACGGUCAUUAGACGCGAAAUCUUUAUUGUCUCAAAAGAAGCAGCACCAUAAAUCAUUUUCUAGUUCUGGAAUCAAUAACACUGAUAGAAAGGGUAGAUCGCCUUCUACAAGCUUGUCCAAACCCUUACGAAAAAGAUCAUUUUCUCCAUCCACGAUUGGAAUGAAGGUUUUCCCACUCCCCUCGAAUGCACUCAAGUAUUCCAUAAAUAAAGUUAAAACAGGCGCUGACGUUACAAAAAGAUCUUCUAGUAACUUCUUUCCUUCACCCUCAUUUGAUUUCGAUACCCCAGGGCUAGAUAAUGAUGAUCAAGAGGAAGAUAUUUAUACUGGAUUAAAAGACAUAUCGUUUGCCUCUGAACGGAAAAACAAGGAAUUCCACGCCAUAUUCAAGAAUGCACCACCGGAGGAGAGAUUGGUCGAGGACCACGGCUGUGCAUUGUCGAAGGACAUAUUAUUACAUGGUAAAUUAUACAUUGCAGAGUUUAGUAUCUACUUCUACUCGAAUAUCCUUGGAUUUAUCACAACUGUAGUGAUACCAUUCAAAGAGAUAGUACAAAUGGAGAAAAGAACUACAGCGGCAAUUUUCCCAAAUGCAAUUUCUAUUGAUACAUUACAAACAAAGUACUUGUUUGCCUCGUUUCUUUCAAGAGACUUAGUAUUUGAUACAAUAACAGAAAUCUGGAAUCAAAGUGUCCUCGAAAGGAGAAUGAAUACUGUAGAUAACGAUAAAAACGAAACAAACUCAACAGCCUCGGAAGAUUUGUACUCGAACAACGAUGAUAUGACCGACGUCACAUCUACUGAGGAUAUACAGAACGGAAAACAACAUCGUCGUCACCGCAGUAAAUCUACAGGAACGAUAAGUGAUUCCAUUCCGUGCCUGGGCCCUAAAACACAUCCUCCAACCAGCUUUGACCAUACACCAAAUGAUAAUGAGAGAUUGACUCUUGAAACCGUCAUACAUGCGCCACUGGGCCAGAUUGUUAAUAUACUAUUUGGUAACGAUACAUCCCCAUUAAUUGACAUAUUAAAAGCACAGAAAAAUUACGACAUUUCUUCAAUACCCAAGAUUAUAGAUACGAAAUCUCGUUCAUACAACUACGUUAAGCCAAUAAAUGGAUCCAUAGGGCCAAACAAGACAAAAUGUGUCAUAAGCGAAAAGCUGGACAACUAUGAUUUAGAAGAUUAUGUCCAAAUGACACAAAUAACGAAAAAUCCUGAUGUACCUUCUGGAAAUGCCUUUCAAGUAAAAAUGGUGUAUUUGCUGUGUUGGGAUAGUAAUAAUGGUACAAAAUUAGCGAUCUAUACUUCUGUUGAAUGGUCUGGGAAAUCAUGGAUAAGAGGUGCUAUUGAGAAAGGUACAUUUGAUGGUGUUUCUGAUACUACAAAGACAAUGGUUAGUGAAAUUAAUAGAAUGUUAAAAGACAAAAAAUGGAAGAAGCCUACUGCGGAAGUGGUCGCUUUUGAAGGCGAACAGGAAGAAGAAGAAGAGGAGGAGGAGGAGGCUAAUGGUUUACCUCGCUUAGAACCUUUCACUCACGCGGCCACUAAAGCAGAUAUUGUCAAAGAAAAAAAUGACGUUGUAAUUGAUGAAAAUGUAAAUAUUCCGGCUUCAUUAGGCACAGUUUAUCAACUAUUGUUUGGUGAUGACACUUCCUAUUUAAAGUCAAUCAUUGAAAAGCAAGACAACUUCAAUUUAUCAGAUAUUCCAAGGUUCAAUAAUGAUUGCAGAGAAUAUGAUUAUAUUAAAAGGUUAGGAGGCUCAAUAGGACCUAAGCAAACGAAAUGUUUCAUAACAGAGACUAUAGAACAUAAGGAUAUGAACACAUAUAUCUUGGUAAAGCAAAUUUCCAAAACUCCCGAUGUUCCAUCAGGUAAUAGUUUUUCAGUACAAAGUAAAAUUUACCUGUCAUGGGGUCAAAAUAAUACGACAAACUAUAGUGUUGUCACCAGUGUCGUUUGGUCAGGGAAAUCUUUUUUGAAAAGCGCCAUUGAGAAAGGCUCUAUUGAUGGUCAAAAGGCCACUAAUAAAAUAUUAGUCGAUGAGUUAAGGAAUAUCAUAAUUAAUGCAACUACAAAGAAGAAGUCAAGAAAGAGAAAGCUUGCAAAAACGAAGAAAGUAUCUAAAGCGGGAGAAGGAAUUGAAAUUACUAUCGAACAACCAACUGUGGUGGAACAUCCUUCUCUAGAAGGCAAAUUGGUAUCUUUGGCGAAAACUGCUUCCGAAUUGUUUACCAACACAUCAAUCAAGACAAUUAUUACUACCUUUACUGCACUAUUCAUUUUUAUUUCAAUACUGAGACCAAUGUUUAUGAAUAAAACACAGCAAAAUUACAAUAUAAUGAGACCUGGUAAAAUCCUUAUUGAUGGGAACGAGUACGAUUUUGUCCCAAGUUUAAGGACUAUAUACCAAGUCUACGAAAAUGAUAUUACAAGGCGUGGCAAUGCUCAGGGUGCACGUUAUCAAGUCGAGGGGUCAAUUUGGGAUUGGAUUAACGAUCGUGGUGAUACGGAAUUGCAUCACAAUAUAAUGGAACGAGAACGGAAAGUGCAAAAAGAGGAGCUCGAUCAAAAGACUAGGGUUCAGGGCUUACUCGAUGCUAUUAGUGUGGCUAGUGCUCAAAUAGAAGAAAUGAAGCAGAGAGUAAACGAAUUGCAAAAAAAUGUAGAUGAUUCUUAG